Lytechinus pictus (painted urchin) is the source of this 3245-nucleotide messenger RNA. RefSeq lists its product as uncharacterized. Lineage: Eukaryota; Metazoa; Echinodermata; Echinoidea; Temnopleuroida; Toxopneustidae. Bases 195 to 1805 code for a protein of 536 amino acids. The record is from RefSeq and is a predicted model, not a curated record. The transcript has 8 exons.
AGGUUCUUAUCUGCCAAGAAAUCAAGGAAAAUGUCAAAACAAGGAAGUGGUAAGCAUCAGUUGAAGUGAUAUAUCAAAGCAUUACUACGUAUUGAAUCAAUGCGAAUUCAUUUGUAUACACUGAGCUCUUUAUGCGGUAACGAGAAACGUCAAGCUGUGCUAAUUAUUAAGCAAAACUCAUCCUAAUAUUCAUCAUGGCGAACCACACAAUUCCUCGUUAUGUGUCCGUGAUUGUUUUGAUGACUGCAUUUCUGCAAAUGGCUUCAGUUCGAGUUAAAAGUGAACAUGGAACAGGCUAUGUGGGUUGUUACCCUGUCGGACCGCACUGGCAAGGUGUGUUAACUGACAAAGACAGUAUUGAGGAAACUGUAGACGACUGUGCUUAUCAUUGCAGUGGGUACACCUACACAUCCAUCGCAAUCCGAAGCUGCUUUUGCAGCAACGGUUUGCCAUAUAAUAGCCUAUUUAUGGAUGAACAACGCUGCAACAUCACCUGUAGCCGCAAUCCUUGCCAAAUAUGUGGGGCAGGUGGAUACUACUCAGUUUACAACACAGCCGAGAUACUCAACAGAGUGCAAGUUACUGCUGGAUUGUCAUGCUGUAAAUUUGAAGACUCUUCCAAACAUUUUUACGCCGAAUGUGUGGACCGAACAAACCGGACAAUGGAGUCUGAUGAGGCUCCUUCUACCAUGUCUACCUAUAUUCCUACUACCGAAAUUGGAACAGGCUAUGUGGGAUGUUAUCCUAUCGGACUGCACUGGCAAGAUGUGUUAACUGACAAAGACAGUAUUGAGGAAACUGUAGACGACUGUGCUUAUCAUUGCAGUGGGUACACCUACACAGCCAUCGCAAUCCGAAGCUGCUUUUGCAGCAACGGUUUGCCAUAUAAUAUCCUAGUUGUGGAUGAACAACGCUGCAACAUCACCUGUAGCCGCAAUCCUUGCCAAAUAUGUGGGGCAGGUGGAUACUUCUCAGUUUACAACACAGCCGAGAUACUCAACAGAGUAAAAGUUACUGCUGGAUUGUCAUGCUGUAUAUUCGAAGACUCUUCCAAACAUGUUUACGCCGAAUGUGUGGACCGAACAAACCGGACAAUGGAGUCUGAUGAGUCUACCUCUUUUCCUACUACCGAAAUUGAGGAACAAAAGAACUGCAAUUUAGAGGUAGUAGAGGAAUGCUGUCAACCAUCAUAUUCACUCUGGUUACGGAUCGUCAUCGAUGUGGUAGUGAUACUCGCCGUUCUAUUCCUCAUCAUCUUGGGUAUCAUUUUAAGUAUUGUGCGGUGUUUCGAAAGACGUGGUAAUGCAAGAAGUGAUCAUCGUCUCCGAAGCAUCAUCCGCGUAGACAAUACGAACGCUACGACUUCUCCAAGGCCAGGGGCGUUUUAUCAAAGCCUAAUUUUUAACAGUGAAGUUCAGAAUGUUCAAUCUGCCACUGACGUCAUCCCAAGCCCGAACACCCAUACCGAGUCCCACCAACCUACCAUGCCUGACUCUGCUGGAGAGCCUGUGACGUCUGUCAGCCUCCAAGGCAACAUAGAAUCAGAAUCCCAAGCGCCCUCUACGACGCCAGAUUACCCCAAAGAAUCCGACGAUGCUGAUCAUCGCCCAGAGCCGAUAGCUGUAGAUGGUGAAGGCUAUGUACCAAUGGAUAGGAUCAGCAGGGUAUCGGUAAACGUGCAAACUAAUGCUAAGUUAUCUAACGAUGGCAUGGAAAGGGUCACCAAUCAGCAACCAGUGAACUAUGAAAACCGUGAUGUCUGGAGAAAACGCGAUCGAAGAACACAAAUUAAAGACCGGAUUUAGCCCGAAUAGCAGAUACCAAUGGUCAUAAUUACAGUCAAUCUAAUAUGCCUACUGGGUUUUUUUUGUAAGACUUUAUAAUUAAUGGUAUUAUGGUAUUGCUCACGAUGGUGUGUGCUGUGUAUACAAUCAUUGAUGCAACUAUAAUUUAUUCAAAGUAAUGUUGUGCAUGAAUAGUUUAAAAUAUACAGGUCACCGCCUGGUGUAGUUACUGCAUACAUUGUAAUCUUACAUGUUUAACUUGAGCUAUUGAAUCAGACAUUAAACGGGACUCAGAGAGUCAAGAUUGAAUCUAACUAUAUCUGCUGUCUGCAUCGGCUCUUAUGUUUCUUCAACAACACUACAGUGUGGUAAAACUCCCCAGCCGCGUAUUAUCUAGAAACAUAAUCAAUAAAAUUAUGCGGCAACCGUUUAUUGAUUAGAUCGUGCACUCCAAUCAAAUAUUGAUAUUGUUGAGAAUAUUUAGAUUAUAAGAUAAAAGGAGCAGAGUGAUAGGUUGAACGUCAUUAUUCUAUCUAUUCUUUUUUUCUUUGAAGUAAUAAUGAUAAUAAUACACAGCAUGUAUUAUGCGCCAUCUAUCUAGUAAAUUAUUCCGAGGGGCAGAGGGAUGGAGAGAUGGAGGGGAAAAUACAUUAACGUAUUUAACUAAAGUAAGUGAGAAUAAUUAUAGGGUUCAAGAUUGUUUUGCACGUCCCACCCAAGACUUUCAUACCAUAUGUUACAUGUAUAUGUGGUAGAAAAACACGAGUUGCAUAACAUAAUUACGAUUCUCUUUGUUACAUAAUUCCGCAAAAGUAUUCUUUUUUUUUUGCUUAGCACACCGCCUACAAUGUCAACCUUUUUUUUUUCAAUGUAAUGUACUAUAUUUUUCGAUACAUAUACCAAGAAAUAAUGUUCAUUCCACAAGAUCUAAUGUUUCAUUCAGUGAAAAAUUGACCUGGUAUUAAAACAUGCUUUCGUCUAAUUUUAAACAUGAUAUAUAUUAAGUUUUUGUAGCAUUGAUUGUUAGAUGGAUAGAUAAAUAGAUAGAUAGACGGUUUAUUGAUAGAAUUCAAAACAUCAUACAUUAAGGCCUGAUUACGAUGUAUUCGCAAGGUUACAAUGACAAAAAACUCGUUCAAACAAUAACACAGAUAAUUACAAAAUAAAAAAUACGUAUAAAUGAUAGUAUAAUAUGAUAAUAGUAGAGUAUAGUUUUCAUAGUACACGUAUAAAUAAGAGUAUGGCAUUGAAAUUACAUGUAUUGUGGAAUUUUGGAAUGGAUUUUUAAGUGGAAAGUAAAUUGUGUGUCUGGGAAAUGAAAGCACUUUACCUCUUCACCACGAAAAAAACUUUUAUUGAACAUUUAUAUUGUGUAGUUUACUUCUUAUUAUGUUUAUGUAAUGUUAAUAUAAUCAUUAUACUUAAAAUAAAGCGUUCAGAGAUUUGUUUUACUAUAAACGC